GAGGAGAAGGAAAAGGAGGAAAAAAGUUAGCGAGACGACUGGUGUAUAAACAAAAGCGGCAAAAGCGUUGGUUACCAAGACGGACUGACAGAUAGACAGACGGGGAAACAGGCGAGCUGUCUAGCUGUCUGGCUGGCUGGCUGUCUGGCCCUCUGAGACAGAGAGAGAGAGAGAGAGAGGGAGAGAGAGAGACUGAGAGAUAGAGAGAAGGUGAGAAAGUGAGAGAAAAGGAGAGAGCGAGCGAGAGAGAGAGAGAGAGAGAAAAAAAAAAUAAGAGAGUCGAGACAGAAACACGUUCUGGAGAACCAUGGCAUGUUGGAGUUUAUGCUUACUGUGCAUUGGAAUGUCCCUUUUUUCAUUAACUCAAGAAUCUGUAUCGGCCCCGAUCAGUGGAUCAAGAAGUCACAUGUUAUACAACUCCCCAACCAGUGAAGCUAGAGGCAGUCACAAUACCCACGGUGGCAGGUCAAAAAGUCGCCGAUAUUACUUGAAGUUUUCACAUCAUUUGAAUAAAGUUCAACCGGUGAUGUCAUCCAAUAUAAAACCGCACCGCAAUCCGGGUCUCAGAAUUGUUGUCGGUGAGCCUGUAAACGAUAUAUCCGAAGCGAAACUCUAUCAUCUGUUGCCUUACGAAGCUGUAGAAAAUACGAACACACCCGAAAGGCAAGCGUACAAGUUCAAAGUCUUCUAUGGCUCCAAGUUUGUACCGCAUAAGAAGAAAACGGCGCUGCACCGGAGGACUAGGAACAAAACAAAACUUCCUUCUUUGAAACGCAUGCAUUCUUAUCAGUAGACGGUGGAAUGGAGGCGCAAGAGUGCUGGUGGGUGUAGUGAUGUGAGUGGGGAAAGUGGCUGGAGGUGUAUGAGAGGGGGAGGAAAGUAAAAGAAGCAGAGAUUGUGUUAGUAGUGAUAGUGAUGGACGAAAAUAUUAAAAAGAAAAGAUGGAAGAGUAUGCAUGUAAAAAGGGAAGAGAGGGGGAGAGGAGAGAGGAGACAGGUGUGGGCAGAAAGCAAUAAUGAAUGCAAGAAUAUGA
Molecule: messenger RNA, 1033 nt
Organism: Octopus bimaculoides (California two-spot octopus)
Lineage: Eukaryota; Metazoa; Mollusca; Cephalopoda; Octopoda; Octopodidae
Source: RefSeq, a predicted model, not a curated record